This is a messenger RNA of Paramuricea clavata, 7851 nucleotides long. The record is from the annotation of a GenBank genome assembly. NCBI's taxonomy places the organism in Eukaryota, Metazoa, Cnidaria, Anthozoa, Malacalcyonacea, Plexauridae.
AUGGCUUUAAACGUGCUGGGACUUGUUGGUAUCAUCGUCUUCUACCUACUUAUCCUUGGUGUGGGCCUUUGGGCAGCAUUCAAGCGUAAAAGAAGCAGCAAUAGUGAUGAAUUAUGCGAGGGAGGGGAUAAACCGACUGAAAGUGAGGAUGUGAUGUUAGCGGGACGAGAUAUCGGACUUUUUGUUGGAGCAAUGACUAUGACAGGUACGUCAAGUUUGUUUGUUUAAGCCUGGUUUCCAUAUGGUCGUAAAAAUAGUGCCACGAUCUUUCUCAACGGCCAGUUUAUAAUAGUUUAUACCUGUAAACCACAUAUUAAAUCAUAAGUAUUCUCUGGUUAUAAUCACACCGCGUAUUUUCAGUUCUAAAAUGUUGUAUUUCGGCUGACGAGAAAGAUCGUGACUCAAUCUUUACGAUUAGUCAUAUGGAAACCCGGCUUCAAGGAAUACGAAAUGGUUUUAAAAUGUUUUCAUUGUCCAAUGUUUUAAAAAGCCCGCGCGAAAGCAUUCAAUUUUUCCGUGAAGGAUUGUCUUAUCCUUUGCCCAGUCAAAAAGGUGUUUUCCUCAAUUGCUAGGUUUGUUUGUAAGUUGAUGGUAACCGGUUGUUUGUUGAUGGUAACUUGUCUAGUUAAUAACCAUGCAACGUUUUGUUUCUCAUAGCAACGUGGGUCGGCGGUGGUUACAUUAACGGCACAGCAGAAAAAGCUUACUCGCAAGGCUUGGUAUGGGUGCAAGCACCGUGGUGCUACUCAUUAAGUUUGACAUUAGGUGAGUUCCUUCGCUCCUAUUUUCAAAUUCCUGGGUUCACAAUCCCAUUGAGCGCCACAGAUCAACAUCUUUAUAGCAAUGUGUUGGGUCAAGAAACCAUGCAAAAUUUCGGACAAAAAUGGAAAAGUCUUAAAAUUUCUAUGCCGAUGACGCUACAAAAUUUGCAAGAUCCCACCAUGCGCAAGUGAACUUUACAAAAGCAAAUAAUUUAUGAUAAUACUCACCGUACAAGAAUUAAGCUAUCGCCUAUCUACUUCAUGUUUUUUAUAUUUUAACUCGUGCGUCAUCCAUUUCAAAUCUAUCAACCAAAAAAGAAUAUAGAAGAAUCAAUAGACGUAAUUUCAUGAUUAUCAGAUUGAAUUAUUUUCUCCAAGUAAAACGUUGAAAAGUAUAUUCAGUUUGAUUGCGUGCGAAAGUUUCAAACAGCAGUUUCGUCCAGCGCUAGAGUGUUGGUCUGUGGCCGGGAUGACCUGGUUAUGAUGAUGUUUAACGAUCUUGCUCCUAUAUUACUGUCCACUUCAGGUCUGUGUUACUAAGAGUUGCAACCAACGUGCAGGUUUUCACAAUGUUUAUAGGUAUCGUUUGAUUCGUUUCACCGUAAUAACGUAACAAAAUUAAGAUCCAUAUAUAGCCGUAAAACAUCCCAAAAAGUCUAUAUUUCUCAAUCAGAAAUUAUACUUAUUGAACGCGAUUUAAGGUUGGAUGCGCGCAAUGUGACUGGCGUUAUUAGGGAGCUUUAGAUUUGACUACGAGUACGAGAUUUGAUCGCGUGCUAGGAAAUUACCGUAGUCGUUUUCGUUUCCAUUCAAAUGUUGCUUUUAUAGCAGUAAACCAACAAUGAGAGAAAAAGUUUCAUAAACUAAAUCUACUGCAGACUAAAAUCCCCUAGAAAACGUGUAAAUAAGACAUAACAUUAAAAACAGGCCAGAUAUUUAGUUCUAAUAUAUUAUUUGCGCCGGAUAAACGCUAUAUAAAUGCUACAAAUUAUUUCUGGAAAACAAAAAAAAGCCAACUUUCUUUGUUGUUUUUUUUGAAAAGUCGUGGUGAGGACUACGAGAUUUCUCCACAAUUUCGUACUCAGAUGGGCGACGGCUACGACUCUUUCGCGUCAGUACGGGAUGGCGUAAGCAUACAGCAUGCGUUUAGCUUGACGAAUCUCGUACUCGUAGUCAAAUCUAAGCUCCCUAUUAAGUAUUGGGGGGACGCAUUCACGACGCAUUUGGGAACGCGGUAAAAAAACACAUGUCAAGAGCAUUUCGCAGGCUACGCCUAGAAGUCGUGUUUCAAUCUCGUCUAUAACGUGUUUGACUGCUACAGCUAAGUGUUGAUAAGUUUAAUUUCUGAAUGAGACUUGAGACUUCUAUUUCAAGAACAUCGUCACUUAAGAACCUCUAUCGUAUUUCCAUAUCGUGCACUUUGUUCUCGCGGCGGAGUGUUUUGUUUCAAUCCACUUGAAAUUGUAAUUUUGAAAAUAAAAAAAUAAUCGAAUUGAAUCGCUGAUUUCAAUGGACCAUUCCCCAAUUAACCAAAAUUUUGAUCUCAACAAAUCUAGACAAAAUUCCAUCAUAGCAUGAAAGAGCAUCACAAAAUUAGUAAUAUUCCAAAGUUUCGUUUUAAAAUGUUGUAAAAUGCGGAUAAUAUAGCCUUGCGAAGUUUGCAAUUUUCAGUCAUUUUAGAUUACAAACGGGAAAUGGUUACCACUUCUGUGCGUAAUACAAAAUGACUAAAAAUUACAAACUUCGCAAGGCUAUAUUAUCCGCAUUUUACAACGAAACUUUGGAAUAUUACUAAUUUUGUGAUGCUCUUUCAAACUGUGGUGAAAUUUUUGUUUAGGCUAGUUAAGAUCAAAAUUUUGGAAAAGUGGUAACCAUUUCCCGUUUGUAUAAAUCUAAAAUGACUGAAAAUUUGAAUUUUACAACAUUUUGCAACGAAACUUUGGAAUAUUACUAAUUUUGUGAUGCUCUUUCAUGCCAUGAUGGAAUUUUGUCUAGACUUGUUGAGAUCAAAAUUUUGGUUAAUUGGGGAAUGGUCCAUUGAAUCGCCGAUUUCAAUUGGAUCGGACGUGCACGCUCCGCCUAAGAGAGCAAAGCGUGUGUAAUGGUAAUCACCCCUGCUAAACCUCCCACAGAUGGAGUACGGUACUAGAAUCCUAUAGUAAAAUCUUUGAAUGGGGCGUAUGGGGAACAGCGGCAAAGAGUCAUGGGUGUGUAGAUUUGGGGGCAAGGGUGCCACCCUAUGGGCUACAUUAAAAAUAAAUCUUAAAAUAUAAACUGGAAAUCUUAUGGGGUACAUUAAAAAUAAAUCUUAAAAUAUAAACUGUAAUCUAAACUAUUGUAAUCUAAAUUAUUGCACUGUAAGCUAAAUUAUUGUAAAAGUGAUAACGGGGGGUGAUUUACAGUCGGCAUGACAAUCGAAUGUGGGGGUUGGGUGGGGUCUGGUGGCAACCAUGUAUAGUCUGUUAAUCAUAUAGGAUUGUCUCCCACCACGGCGUGAUUUGGACGGGGGAUUAAGUGAUGGCAAUUGGCGGUUUGUAUCCAGGUAUUUAAAAUCUGUCGUCACCAAAAUUCACAAAAAUAAGUCAAGCUGCACAUUUCAUAGUCACAAUAAAUCAUACCAUGUUUACUUGUUGUCAAACAUAAAGGGUUCGUAUACGUUCUUGAUUAAUCUGAAAAUGAGAGAAUUAAAUGACAUUAUCCCAAAACGUUGAAAGGGUAUAAGGACCUCUAUAAGAAAGACUUUGGCUACGGUAAUUUCUAACAAAAAUUGUUGACCUUGAGAAAAGAAUAAUUCCAUGGUAUGUAUGUAAAUGUUGAUAAGUACAUACUGAUUUUUUUUUAUCCACAAAGACGAAUAUAGAUCUGACCAAGAAGAAUAUAGAUCUCUAUGAACAUUGAUACAGCUUCAUUUUCAAAACGUAUACGGACCCUGAUUAUGACAAAUGAUGUGCUGAGUAUAUCAACGCACUGUUCAUAGUCAUCAGUGUUCAUAGUCUGUACAAAACAAACAGUACACCAUUCAUUUGAUUUCACAAAACACAAGCACAAUGUUAAUUAAAAUUAAAGUUAUUCCGAAAAAAAGUGUACAUAUAGUUAUAAUACACAAUUCGUUAAAACUGAUUAAUAUACUUUAAUAAAUUGUGUAUGCAAACCUUUUUCGUAAUAACUUUAAUUUUAUACAUGCUGUGAAAGUGUUAGGCGGCAAAGGAUUUUACAAUAAAAUUAAGCACAGCAGUUCAUCACAGCAAGUUCAUUUGAGGAAUAAAAUGUAAAGCACAGCAGUCCAUGAUCAUAAUCAAGUAUUCACGUUUGGUAACGUGUAUGUUCAUUGUGAUUCUCUUUGCUUUAGCUGCAUUGGCAGUCGUUGUUAUGGCGAUCUUAGCUGAAGGGAUGGCUAAGGUUACGUUAUAGUGCACGUAAACAUUCUUUUUAAUAAUCAAUAUUUAAUGUAACAGUGUGGGUUGUUUUGCAUGCUAUACGGAACGAGAAUUAACUCCUGGGUCAUAUUCAGGAGCGGGGCUGGGGUGCUCAACAUUCGGGUGUCGGUUUUGCAUGUGUGUUUGUAUUCAUGUUGUUUCGGAUUCAAAACAGUUUGAUUUGCCAAACAAAAAUCACAGUAGGGCAGUUUUUUGUGCAUUUCUAAGACAUCAAAUCUUGUUACGAAAGUUUAACUAUUCCCCAAGACUUCAAAAGGAUUUCAAACGUUUAAAAAAAUGUUCUCACGAAACGACACACAAGAGUAUCCACUGAUAAUUUACAACUUAAAAAUGCAUUCUUUAUGUUUAGCAAAUAGCAGAAUUACGAAUGAAGAAAUUUACCUUUUAAAAACAACAAAAGAGUAAAACUCUAUUUUUCUUGAAAAACAUUUCACACAAGAAGACAGUAUAGUGCAUGUUUUCGAAAGUCCAAACAAAAUGUUCACAGUUUUGGCGAAUUUCCUUCGAUAACGUCUUUUGAAAAUAUUUUCCAUGUCUUUACGAUAAGCGGGAAGUUGCCCAUGUUUGGUUAACAUUGACCUCAACUUUUUUCCUCGACGUCACUUCGUAUUUUCAAUCUUCUCUUCCUCUUGACAAAACGACAAAUGACGUGUGAGCAUGAUGAAGCGAUACUCUCUUGUAUUUCUAUAUCCAACUUUGAUCGGUUUAACUGUUUCAGCAGCAUCUUUAUCACGUGGUGAUUUAAAUCAAUAACACUAAGGAGUAGAUAAAUAUUUCAAGAUAAUCGAUCAGAGUAGAAAGAUUUAGAAAUGCAAUAUGGAGAUUACUUGACAUGGUUUACUUACAUGGUGAUGUGCAACCAAUAUCCUUGUGACAAAUUUCCUUCAUGUACAUCAUUCUAUUCUUACCAAUAGCCCUUUUAAUUUAAGAGGUCGAUUCUAUUUCAUGUCCACUGAAGUAUUUUCUGUUACCGUUUCCACUUUUAAUGCCCAAUGUCAUUUUCUUUCCUGACCAAAUCGUAACAAAUUGACCGUAAACUAGGUGUGAGAAUAUUGCUAUAUUCAAUAGGAAUUAUUCUGAAUAUAAACAGUGGAAAAAUCCUUGGAAAAGUACUUCAGUGGGUAUGGAAUAGCAUGUUAUGAAUUGUAUUAAACCCAUUGUACUUAACUCACUGACUGAACAAAUCGCCAAAUCACCGACACUCCUUAGUAACCUACAUUGGUGCACAUCACUAUACAAGUGUCGAAAAUACCACAUACUAAAUCCUCAAUUUUGCAUUUUAGGCGGUUUACUAUUCGCAGAGAAGAUGCGUGCCAAGAAAUACGUGACUAUGUUGGACCCCUUCCAGGACAAAUACGGCUCAACAAUGGGCGGCUUUCUGUACAUUCCUGCUUUCCUUGGUGACAUCUUCUGGUCUGCCGCCAUCCUUGCUGCUCUGGGUGCUUCGAUUAGUGUAGUUAUUGAUAUUGACACGACCACUUCCAUCAUCGUUUCUGGCGCUAUUGCUGUAUCAUAUACAUUGGUUGGAGGACUGUAUUCUGUCGUCUACACUGAUGUCGUGCAACUGAUAUGCAUCUUUAUUGGACUGGUAAGUUUGUCGUCUUUUAUAGUAGGAUUCAAUGUGCUCCAUCAACGUUUUAUCCGUCUCUUCGCAAUUUUAAACACGAGUGCAAACAGCUAGUGGUGUUCGUAUUACUUAUACUGGCUGUACCUUUCGUAAUGUUGUAUAUAUGUGCCUCCUGAACGGACUCUUUGUAUAAUUACGCGCGUUUGUAUAUUAUAUGAGAUUGAAGCAUAUCAACCUAAUCAGUUUACUAUGUAUUUCCUCUCCACCUUCAGUGGCUGGCUGUACCAUUCGCAAUGAGCAAUGAUGCUGUUGACCCCAUCAGUGAGCACAAAGAAACAUGGGUUGGACACUGGGAAAUGAAGAAGACUGGCAAAUGGCUUGAUUAUGUUCUCUUCCUGGUACGUUUAAGAUUUCAGUUCACUAGACCACUGUCGCAUGACUUCAGUAGGUUUGAGAUCCCUGUCAAGGCUGCAAAUAAUUAUUUGACUUGACAGGACAUUUGUCCGAUCAAUUUUAAUUUUGGUCGGACAAAAACCAACAUUACUAAAUUUGGUCGGACAUAUAUACGUCACAAAAUAUUUGAUAAGUCACGAGACAAGUAUGUAGCCUGUGCCAUUCCGGCGCAACGUUAAGUAAAAUUAAAUGCUAGAACGCCUCGUAAAUUUUAUUGCAAAAUGCAAAUUGAGUGAAUUUGCAAUCGGAUUUUGUCACAGCAAAAAAUGUAUGAUGUGACAUUUUCAGUAUCACUAGACCACUUUCGCAUGACUUCAUUAUGUCCUGUUGAUGUGAUAUUUUAUAUAACCUAAUGUACUCUCAUGCUCACUGGGAGCGAGGGCUUCAUUGAAAAGCAUCUUGGGAUGAAUGAAUUCCUUCGAUAAAAUAUUCAUUCAUAUUCAGUGCAAAUUUAAUUUCCCGCAAUUUUCUUUCAGACAUUCGGUGGCAUCCCAUGGCAAGCAUACUUCCAACGUGUCCUCUCGUGCAGAACGACCAAACAUGCCAAAUACCUGUCAUUCGCUGCUUCUUUCGGAUGCUUCAUCGCCGCUAUCCCCGCUCUUCUCAUCGGUGCCGUCGGAGCCUCAGCCAGUAAGUGGAUAUUUGAGAAAUUGCGCUAUUAAUUCACUCACAAGUCCUACAGCCGGUAGAUAGAGAUAACGAAAGGCAUAUUAGUGAUAUUACGAUUUUCAGCACUUAUUGUUCAGAACACAAAUCAUACAUGCGUAUAAAAUUUUAAAGGCUUUUGCUCCAAAAUAUACACGAGUUUUUAUCUGGCUGUAGUAGUACACACACAACUACCACAGCCUUGCGCGUCCAUCCAAAAUAUACGCUGAUGCUUAACUCUUACCUUUCCCUAGACUGGAACAUGACAGACUAUGCAGAUUUAACACCAAACGGAACCCUCAAGGAAGAAGAUGCCAGUCGUAUUUUACCUUUGGUUCUGCAAUAUCUCACACCAUCAGCUGUGUCUUCCGAUCUCUUGGUGCUGUCUCGGCUGCUGUUAUGUCCUCGGCUGAUUCAUCAACUCUCUCGGCUAGCUCUAUGUUUUCCAGAAAUAUCUACAAACUUAUCUUCAGACCAAAGGUACAGUACGUCGGAAAUAAGUUGAAGGCUCGGUGUUUUCAGGCUCGAGGGCUUUCAGGGUCGAUCAACAACUAGGUCGGAAUUGCAUGUGUAGUAAUUAUCAGGGAAUAAGCUACCACUGAUUCUCACUACCUCGUGCAGAACCCAAGUUCACAUAUAAUGUUAAGUCAAGCCGGAUUACCUGUCCGGAGUUCCCAACAGAAGCCGGCACCCUCGCCUCUAUAUAGCGUAGACAAUCGCUGGUUCUUGGAAUUAUAACCCUUUCCUCCUCGUGACAGAAAUGUCAAGGGAAAGGUUUCUUGUUUUGAUAACACAAAUUUCAAAUAUUUUUCGUGGAAUGGUUGGAUAAUAUAACACACAAUGACGUGACGGCCACGACGUAAGAGAUCCAGGGUUGCUUUUUUAACGAUUGUUGUUCGUCUGUUUCAGGCGACCGAGAGAGAAAUGGUGUGGGUUAUCCGUAUUUCAAUCCUUGGAGUGGGUAUCAUCUCAACUGUCUUGGCCUUGA